CUGUCAUUUAGAUGUUGAUAUGUAAAGCAAAAUGGCAAAAAUCAACACCCAGCACUCCUACCCUGGUAUGCACAGACUGACUGUCAGAACUACUGAUGAAGAUAUUGAAAGGAUUGAAAAUGGCUGUAUCAGAACCCAUUCACUGUGUGAGGAUGCGUCUUCGGAACUGCAGAGAGUCAUUUCUGCGGAGGGGAGACAUCUAUCUGAAUCCCAGACAAGCUCAUUCACAGGCAGGGGAGCAAUGGCAAGGCUAUCACGAUUUGUCAUAUCUGUGAGGUCAUGGGCCACAAGACAUUUGCACCAUGAAGACCAAAGACCUGAUUCUUUCCUAGAACGUAUCCGAGGGCCAGAGCUCAUAGAGGUGUCCAGUAGGCAAAGUAACAUCCGCUCCUUUCUGGGCAUCCGUGAGCGGCCUGGGGGAGUAAACAGUCACUGGCCCUUGGCCAGGUUUAAUGUCAACUAUAGCAACAACACCAAUGAAGACAAAAAGGAAGAAAAGAAAGAGGUUAAAGAGGAGAAAAAAGAGGACAAGAAAGAGGAAAAGAAGGAGGAAAAGAAAGAGGAAAAGAAAGAUGACAAAAAAGAUGACAAAAAAGAUGAUAAAAAAAAAGAAGAGAAGAAAAAAGAGAUCUUUGUGAUAGAUCCUUCAAGCAAUAUUUACUACCACUGGCUGACCAUAAUUGCUGCGCCUGUGUUCUAUAACUGGUGUAUGCUAGUGUGCAGAGCCUGCUUUGAUGAACUACAAUUUGACCAUAUUAAAUUAUGGCUGGUCUUGGAUUAUACCUCUGAUACCAUCUAUGUUCUUGACAUGUUUGUCAGAUUCAGGACAGGCUUCCUUGAACAAGGCUUACUAGUUCAGGAUGAAAAGAAAUUACGAGAUCAUUAUACCAAAACCAUGCAGUUCAAACUGGAUGUGCUGUCUCUUCUGCCAACAGACCUGGCAUAUCUGAAGCUUGGUUUGAACUACCCUGAACUGCGAUUUAACCGCUUGCUGAGGAUUUCUCGGCUUUUUGAGUUUUUUGACCGUACAGAAACCAGGACGAAUUAUCCAAACAUGUUUCGUAUUGGAAAUCUUGUCUUAUACAUUCUUAUCAUCAUCCACUGGAACGCGUGUAUUUACUUUGCAAUUUCGAAGCUCAUUGGAUUUGGAACUGACACUUGGGUCUACCCCAACGUGUCCAUUCCAGAGUACGGGCGCCUGUCUAGAAAGUACAUUUACAGUCUGUACUGGUCAACGCUCACGCUGACAACCAUUGGAGAAACACCUCCCCCAGUGAAAGAUGAAGAGUAUCUCUUUGUGGUCAUUGACUUCCUGGUGGGUGUGCUGAUCUUCGCUACCAUUGUCGGUAACGUGGGCUCCAUGAUUUCCAACAUGAAUGCCUCCAGGGCAGAGUUCCAGGCCAAGGUCGAUUCCAUUAAGCAGUAUAUGCAUUUCCGAAAAGUGACUAAGGAUUUGGAAGCUAGGGUUAUUAAGUGGUUUGACUACCUCUGGACCAACAAGAAAACAGUGGAUGAGAAGGAAGUUCUCAAAAAUCUGCCUGACAAGUUGAAGGCUGAAAUCGCUAUCAAUGUCCAUCUGGACACGCUGAAGAAAGUGCGUAUAUUCCAGGAUUGUGAAGCUGGACUUCUCAUUGAGCUGGUGCUGAAACUGAAACCUACGGUCUUCAGUCCUGGGGACUACAUUUGCAAAAAGGGAGAUAUUGGGAGAGAAAUGUACAUUAUUAAAGAGGGAAAAUUAGCUGUGGUGGCAGAUGAUGGCAUAACCCAAUUUGUAGUCCUAAGCGAUGGCAGCUACUUUGGUGAAAUCAGCAUCCUAAACAUCAAAGGUAGCAAAUCUGGCAACAGGAGGACAGCCAACAUAAGGAGCAUUGGUUAUUCUGAUUUGUUCUGCUUGUCUAAAGAUGAUUUAAUGGAAGCCCUCACAGAAUAUCCAGAAGCCAAAAAGGCUCUGGAAGAGAAAGGGCGACAAAUUCUGAUGAAAGACAAUUUAAUAGAUGAGGAAGCAGCAAAAGCAGGAGCUGACCCAAAAGACUUGGAAGAAAAAGUAGAAAGACUUGAAACAGCUCUGGAUACGCUGCAGACUAGGUUUGCUAGGCUCUUGGCAGAAUACACCUCAUCUCAACAAAAGGUGAAGCAGAGACUUGCCAGAGUAGAAACCCGAGUGAAAAAAUAUGGUAGUGGCACCUUAUCAGUUGGAGAAGCAGAGGCUGAAAACCCUGAGGAGGAGAAAAAGCAGUAAUGGAGUAUUUAUAGUUCCUUAUUUAUUGGAGACGGUUGAAGCACAUGAAAGCCAUAAAUGUAUGUAAAUAUGUGUGUGCAUACAUAGACACGAUUAUUUUUAUAUGAACUCGAGAGAAUGGUUUUUAGCAUUUUUAACUGAAGCAAUAUUUUCUUGUAAAUAGAACAUUGCCACCUUCUUGGGGGAGAUUUUGGUCUGGCAUUUGGGUACUUUUUUGUACUGGGAGUGGGAUUCUUACAGGUCAUGCUCAGAAUGUCUAUUAUGUAUGUACAUGUAGGUCCAUAUGUUGUCUCGUCCCAUGCAUGUUGCAUUAAGAAGGCAUUGUAACUUAAAGUAGAAGAGAUUG
Pelecanus crispus (Dalmatian pelican) is the source of this 2585-nucleotide messenger RNA. It is a transcript of the gene CNGA3, whose product is annotated as cyclic nucleotide gated channel subunit alpha 3. Gene Ontology annotation, biological process: monoatomic cation transmembrane transport. The record is from RefSeq and is a predicted model, not a curated record. NCBI's taxonomy places the organism in Eukaryota, Metazoa, Chordata, Aves, Pelecaniformes, Pelecanidae. Gene Ontology annotation, cellular component: plasma membrane; intracellular cyclic nucleotide activated cation channel complex. Gene Ontology annotation, molecular function: intracellularly cAMP-activated cation channel activity; cGMP binding; protein-containing complex binding.